Molecule: messenger RNA, 372 nt
Organism: Malus domestica (apple)
Lineage: Eukaryota; Viridiplantae; Streptophyta; Magnoliopsida; Rosales; Rosaceae
Source: RefSeq, a predicted model, not a curated record
AUGGACUUCAUCGGACAAAUUUACCCAGCUUCUAGCAAAGGGCACACUUUCAUAAUUGUGGCAACAUAUUACUUUACCAAGUGUGUAGAAGCUUCAGCUGUGAAGACUAUCACUUCAACUAUUGUUAUGAAGUUCAUUGAAACCAAGAUCUUACAUAGAUAUGGGGUGCUCGAGACAAUUGUUACAUACCACAAGCCAUCUUUUAUUUCAAAAGAAGUAGAAGAAUUUGCAAGCAAGUUCAAGAUAAAGAUAAUCCGAUCUAGUCCUUAUUACCCCCAAUCAAAUGGUCAAGCAGAAGCCGGCAACAAGGUCUUGGAGAAGAAAGUGGAAAGCACUGAGAAAUUAAAUAGAAGAAGUGGAGAGACAGCGUGA